Labeo rohita (rohu) is the source of this 2037-nucleotide messenger RNA. It is a transcript of the gene wt1b, whose product is annotated as WT1 transcription factor b. Gene Ontology annotation, cellular component: nucleus. Gene Ontology annotation, molecular function: RNA polymerase II cis-regulatory region sequence-specific DNA binding; DNA-binding transcription factor activity, RNA polymerase II-specific. The record is from RefSeq and is a predicted model, not a curated record. NCBI's taxonomy places the organism in Eukaryota, Metazoa, Chordata, Actinopteri, Cypriniformes, Cyprinidae. Gene Ontology annotation, biological process: regulation of transcription by RNA polymerase II.
UAUUCAUGCACACACAUCCAGGCAUUAGUCAGACGAGGACUGAAAGUGCUGUUCAAGUAAAAGAUGAGUAAGGUACAGAAGAAGUGAUUUUUUUCACAACCCCGAGCUCUGACUCCUCCUCUGGAGAUGGUGGGGUGGUUUUUAGAGCUGACAGACCCAGACAAAUGUACAAGAGUGAAGUUACUCCUGCUCAAACUCUCCCAUGCGCUUCACCAAACAUCUCACCAGUGCUUCCCAUCCGAGAAUCAGAUAAACGCGCAUUCUGCUGGACCGGACACCUUGUAGGACCUCUUCAAGAUCCUUUCUUUGAGAUUUUGAUUUCUCCUGUAGCUUUAAGUGCAGGUUCUUCUUGAAAUCUAGUCUGCAGGGUGUUGCAACAAAGACAAUCCUCCUAAAUGCUGACAGAACCGUGCGCCCUGAUGGGAUCGGACGUCAGAGACCUGAGCGCCCUGCUUCCAGUGGUCCCGAACGCAAACUGUUCCCUGCCCGUCGGCGGAGCUCCGCAGUGGGGACAGAUGCUGGACUUUCACCCUGCCUCCCCGUACGGAUCUCUUCCCUCCCACUCCUUCGUCAAACAGGAGCCGGGCUGGGGGCCCACAGACCCUCACGAGGAUCCGCACUGCGGUUUGGGGGCCUUCACCGUACACUUCUCGGGGCAGCUCACAGGGAUGCAUGGGGCGUUUGCUGAUUCUCCAUCCAGCCAGAGCAGGACGUUCUCCAGUGGGCCUUAUCUGCCAGGCUGCAUGGACACCCCUCCUGCCCCACGCAACCAGGGUUAUGGAACAGUAGCAUUGGAUGGAGCUCCCAGUUACGGACACACACCUGCUCACCACUCUCCACCGUUCCCCAACAAUACCUUCAAACACGAGGACCCCAUGUCCCCACAAAGCACCAUGGGUGAGCAGCAGUACACCAUCCCACCGCCUGUCUACGGCUGCCACAGUCCUCCCGACAGCCAGGCCCUGCUGUUGAGAAAUAGCAUCAACAGUGAUAAUCUCUACCAAAUGACGUCUCAGUUGGAAUGUCUUGCCUGGAAUCCCGUCAGCUCACUGACACCCAGCAUAAAGAGUCACAGUAGUGGUUAUGAGGCCGAAGCGCCUGCAGCAGCGCCGCUGUUGUACAGCUGCAGCACUCAGUAUCACAUACACACUCAUGGUGUGUUCAGAGGAGUACAGGAUGUGCGGAGAGUACCAGGCAUCACUCCCUCCAUUAAAUCAUCAGAGAGCAGUGAGAAACGGCCUUUCAUGUGUUCUUACCCCGGCUGCAGUAAGAGAUACUUCAAACUGUCCCACCUGCAGAUGCACGGCAGAAAACACACAGGUGAGAAGCCCUACCAGUGUGACUACACAGGCUGCGGCCGCAGGUUUUCCAGAUCUGACCAACUCAAGAGACACCAGCGCAGACACACAGGCGUCAAACCCUUUCAGUGUGAGACAUGUCAAAGAAAGUUUUCCCGCUCAGACCAUCUUAAGACCCACACUCGGACUCAUACAGGUGAGAAGCCGUUUACGUGCCGGUGGCCCAGCUGUCAGAAAAAGUUCGCCCGCUCAGAUGAGCUGGUCAGACAUCACAGUAUGCAUCAGAGAAACGUGAGCAAACUCCAGUCUGCUGUUUGAGACGCUGUAUAUAUAAACACACACACUGAAAGACUCUCAAGACCUGUCAGUCAGUGAACUGCACUGCUGAUCUCAUAAGAUGAAGUCACAGCAAAAUGCUAAUUUACAACAUUGUAACAGCAUCUCAAAUGGUGCUGAAUGCAUAUAAAUAUGCAGUUUUAUUGAAGUUGGUCGUAUUGUAUCUGACAUGGAACACUGGCAUUUACUAAAGAAUGUGUCUGCAUCAUUUUGAGUCAUCUCACUUUGUAAAUAAGAACUGUUUUUCCAUUUGCUAUUUUUUACGUAUAUGGACAGUUGAUUGCACUGGGUAUACUUGUUUUUUUUUUUUUUUUUUAAUGGCAAGAUGUGCUGGGUCACUUUCAUUUCUUAAAGAGGUUCACUUACAGAGCAAAAAUAUACAGAUAAUGUACUCACCCCCUUG